AUGUCGGUUUAUUAUGAUGACGCACGGGUGUGGGCGAAUAUUGAUGUCGAACUCAAAGACCAACUUAUCCUCAAUAUUGUCUCAUCGUUGGAGUGUCUGAUUUGCUCUGAGGUGAUGCACGUUCCCUUUCUCGCAUCUUGUGGCCACACUUUCUGCUACAACUGUCUAAAUGCCUGGUUCGAAACGAAAAUCAACUGCCCAACGUGCAGGGCAGAGCUUGAACAGCCACCGGUGCUCAAUAUUCAGCUCAAAGACAUAAGCAAGCGCAUCACUGAUAUAAUAAUAGAGACGAUGGAAGACAACCAUCAUAAGGAGCUGCUCGAAGCUGCGCGAAAAUCCGUUCUAGACGAUUUUGAAGAGUCAAAAAAGAAAACCUCGCUCUUCGGAGAUGCUUUCAACAGUGCAUUAACACUCGUGGACAAUUCUGACGGGGUCCCCAGAUGUGGCAACUGCCAUUGGGAAGCACACGGCAGUACAUGCCUUCAUUGUGGAGCGAGGUUCAGAACACCCAGGAACGAUCUGUAUUAUGAUUCUGAAGAUGGAGAUGCCUACAACGAAGACAGGGAGGAGAUUGAACUUUAUGGAGAGGAAAACGAUGCAUACGAUUCGGAGGAUAGUUUUGUAGACUCGCGGGGCUUACGUGAUAUCAACAGGGAUAGAGUAUCCGAUGACGAUGGUUUUCUUGAUUCAGAAAAUGACGUGCACAGUGUUAGGAGCGUUGCUUGGUCAGUAGACGACAACGAAGGUUCAUUGAAUGCGGACGAGAUGAAUCAGUCAGUAGACUCUCUAGAAAGAGAGUUAGACGCCCUUCAUGAUUCUCCAGACUACUACUAUCCAGCAUACGAAGGUCUCGGUGAAAAUCUCUCUGUGGAGACCAUAUCAUCAGACGAUAACAGCGAUCAUGGAGAACAAGGUCUACCACGAUCUAGACGGAGAAGGAUAGUAGACCUGGAUCUGGAUCUGAACGAUUAG
Molecule: messenger RNA, 972 nt
Organism: Candidozyma auris
Lineage: Eukaryota; Fungi; Ascomycota; Pichiomycetes; Serinales; Metschnikowiaceae
Product: ubiquitin-protein ligase PSH1
Exons: 1
Coding region: 1-972 (323 amino acids)
Source: RefSeq, a predicted model, not a curated record